Molecule: messenger RNA, 4684 nt
Organism: Anneissia japonica
Lineage: Eukaryota; Metazoa; Echinodermata; Crinoidea; Comatulida; Comatulidae
Product: gamma-butyrobetaine dioxygenase-like
Exons: 4
Coding region: 24-743 (239 amino acids)
Biological process (GO): carnitine biosynthetic process
Cellular component (GO): mitochondrion
Molecular function (GO): gamma-butyrobetaine dioxygenase activity
Source: RefSeq, a predicted model, not a curated record
UGUCUAGCAUUUAUAAAAAUCAAAUGCAUAAUAUAAUACAUUCUAUAGGCGCUGCCUGCCGACAUCGUGCCUAUAAACUUCUGAAAUCAUUUGGUUCUAAUUUCAGUAAUGAUUUUGUUGUCAAGUCAAAUCCAGAACCAACAAAUCUAGCAUUCACAGGAUAUCGGCUGCACCUACAUACCGACCUAACAUAUUAUCAGCAAGAACCUGGAAUCCAGAUUUUACACUGCAUCCAAAAGAGUGAAUAUGGUGGAAUAAGCGAGUUUGCAGACGGAUUUAAAGUGGCCUAUGACUUACAGAAAGAAGAUCCAGAAACAUUUGACACUCUCAGUACUGUAGCACUCUCAUUCGUUAACCAUGGAUUACACAAGUCAUCGAAAGCAGAUUAUGUUUUGUGUGAUUGGAAACCAAUAAUAAGAUUAAAUCAGGAGGGUGAGAUUCAAAAAAUUGCUUUCAAUAACACUACCCGUGGCGCUUGGAUGAGUGUAGGUCCUGAUAAAAUAAAGACAAUCUACAGAGCCAUCAAAAUAUUCAACUCGGCCUUAACAAAAAAAGAAAAUUUAAUUUCUUUUGCAUUACAACAAGGUGAAGCGGCUUGUCUUAAUAACACUCGGGUACUGCACGGUCGUUCAGCGUUCACAGUUCCUCCAGGAUGUCAAACCCCACGUCACCUACAGGGGAUGUACAUUGACUGGGAUGAAAUCUAUUCCCGAAUGAGAGGAAUUACAGCUAAAUUAAAAUAAAUAUAUACAGCCUAACACAUCGAACGCACAAAUCGAAAUUUAACACGCAACUUUCUGUGUCUUCUUUAUUGUUAUUAGUAAGUCAUUUAAUCAGUAAUUCGGUCAUAUUUUAUAGUAUUUUUUUUUUCAAUUAUUCCUUUUUUGUUCGUGAUUUGUCUAGGUAUAUUUUAUGCUUUUCUUUGUGUGUUUUUAAUGCAUGGAUUUUUUAUUAACAAGUUAAAUAGAUUUGGUUUUUAAUUGUUUAGUGUAAAUACCACUCGAUUUUGCCCUUGGUCAAGAAGUAUUGUUAUGAUAUCUGAUGAUGAAAAAAUGUGUUAUAUAAUAAGUGUUACUAUAUAUAUUUUUUUUUUAUUCACACGUACAUUGGGAUAGAAUACGCCUAAUUGAAGAAAUAAAUAGGCCAUUUGAAAGUUUUUUGACCUGUUUUCAUAUGAUUUUAAAAACCAAAUCUUGUCAGCUUCUUUCCUAAUUCAUCCCAUUCUCAACUCUGCAAUAUUUUGGAAGUUUUUAGAGCUAAAGCCUAGCACACACUGCCCGGCGGUUGUGAAUGGAUGCGAUUUUAUGGAGAACGCAACCUCACGAUGCUCGUACACACAGACCGUUUAUAAUGACGUUCCGUUUAGACUUCCAUGACCAAAAGUAGGCCUAAUCAGCAGACGGCGGCGUCGCGUCGUCUAGCGCUCCCACCAGGGAGCGGAGUUGGAUUCAUCGUAGGGCCUACGACCGUCAUGCGACGGAGUUCCCAGACUUCACACACAACAUACUGGUACUCGAAAUGUGGUAAGAAUUGUCAAGACACAGGAAGCACCCCGAUUGAUUUGGUGGCAGCCGGACCAAUUCACUAAUUUAUAAAGUUUGUAUGCCAAGUUGUCCUUUUGACGCAACAUCGCGUUUUUGUUUGUUUGUUUGGUUUUUUUUUGUAAAGAAAAAUUACAGUAUUCAAGUAUUCGCAGUCUGUUUCUUUCCUCCUGUCUACUAUGGCAGCACACAGGAAACCAGCACACACACACACCACGGAAAGGAUAUUUUCUACCAUUAAUUUCACAAAACGCUGUAUUAUUCGCACAAAAUAUAAUACGAAUUGAGUCAUUAUCAAGGCAGAAUAGGCGAUACUAACUUCUGAGUUCAGUUCUAAACCCGGGUGCUUGCCUGGGUCCACUCUUGAGUAGAAGCGGUAAGAACAAUGCCCUGGACAUACCGUACUCUUUAAAAUAAUUUCUAUAUUUGGAAAAUUGAGAAACACAAGUGUCGGUGCCAACAGCGUGGGGUCUCGUGGAAGAAAACCCUGGACCUACCGUCGGGAAAUAGUAAAGAACACUACUUUACAGUCUCAAAGAGCCAUUUCUGGGCUUACCUCCGCCCCAACCAUACUAGGCCUGAGGUGUGUGUCAAUCUCCAGUUUCGGGACUUGGACCUCAAUAAAGUUUCAAAUAAUUGGUUGGAUGCUAUUGAUAAAAGAAAAGUUGUUGGAUUAGUCACACUUGAUCAUAAUAUUGUUAUGUAGGCCUAUGCAUGGUUUAGAAGCUAAGUUACAUUCCGGGCCCCCUUACUAUUAUAAUUUUUAUAAAUGAUUUACCAAAUCAUGUGGUGAGUGUUUUAUAGGUAGGCUUUGUGUAGGCCUAUACAUGAUACUGGAAUUUACUAUGCAGGUAGAAAGUUAAAUGUAGGCCUAGGGGAAAAUAAAAGCAAUCUUGAACAAUUUUAUUCCAAUCAAUAAAAUACGAAUUGCAUAAUUUUGAUAUUAUUAAAGCACAAUGGGCUAUUAACUUCCAGCUCAAUUACAGAUUGCAAAUCUGGGUUCUUAUCUGGGCUCAAUAUUAACAUCCAAAUUAUGUUUGCUGCAGGAUAGUAUGAACAAAUGAAUAAUAAUAAUAAUAACAAUAAUAAUAAUAACAGUGCUCGAAUAUAAGAACAAGGUGUUAUAAUCAUAUCGAGCAUAACCUCAACCCCCCCCCUAGGGGCGAAGCCAUAUUAAUAUUUGAGGGGAGGGUCAAGCCUUGUGAGCGCAGCGAGCAACUAGGCUGAGGCCAGGGGGACGACGGGCAGGGUCCAGGGAAAAUUUGCGUUAUUUUACGCGAUAAAAACAGAAUGGAGAUAUUUACCACGUUGAACGCAAUUUCUAAACAAGAAAAUACAUUUUUGAUGUGAGAUUUCACUUCCCUGCUUUCACCAACAAAGGUUAAUAAUUUUAUAAUCAUGAACUUCUGAUGAAUGCCUAUUUUGAAAUAGGUCUUAAACGCAGGCACAUGUUAGUACCUACUACAGUACAAUAUAAGCAUUUUCUUGGACGUGAGAAAGUGCAUUGCUGUUUAUCUUAUUAUUGCUUUUAUAUUAUUAUUAUUAUUAUUUUAUUUUAUUUUGAUAUGUUAUAUGAUGAAUCUUAAGUGAAUAUUAAUUAUCUUUUGUAACCCGUUGGUAACAUUGGUUGUAAGGUUAUAUCGGUCAUAUCAAUAUAUCAGGAGUUACUCAUAAUAUUAUAUCCUAAACCUAGUUGUUAAUGUUGUUCCUAGGAUUAUAAUCCUAUAUAGUGAACGUUUAGUAUAUAUUAUUGGAGUCGUUACUUGUUAUAUAGUAAUCUUUUUUAAGCGGUUGUUAAUGUUAGUUAUGAUACUGUACUGAUAUUGUAUUGAACGUUAAUUCGUAGGAUUUCUUCAUUAUCGCAACACAUUUCCUUUAUCAGGUCUAAGAAUACAUAUUUAUAGCGUAUGAUUUUUAAAGUAUUAAUACGUUUGGCAUCACAAUUUAAGUUGCGGUUAUCAAAAUCAAGAAAGUUACAUGUCAUGACACGAAUUUAGUUCUUAAUCUCUUCACGUUUAAUAAAUGAUUUAGGUAGAGCAUCAGCAUUAUGAAGUUGUUUCCAAAUUGAUUCUGCAUAAACAAACAUGUCAGAAUCGUAUUAGCUAUGUCACCUACUAGGGGUAAUGUUUUGAUUGGUCAAACACUCUUAUACUUAUACUGCAUAUAAGCUUGCAAAUAUGGCUACACUACUGCAUGCCGGUUGUCGGCAAUAUAAUACCUUCAUAUUAGUCUACGUUAUACAGCCACUGCCGUGCAUCUACCACGUUAAAAUAACAAUUACUGUACAAAUAAAAAAUAACUUGCGAGGCACGAAAUGACGUUUGCAACUAGACUAUUCAUACAUCAAAAGAAAUAAAAAAUACUCACAUGGAGUUGGCGAAAGAUGGAGAUCAAAUGAAAAAACGAGGUAUUUUAGCAAGUAUUUAAAACUUCUGUAUUUUAGGCCCUCGCCAAAAUGCCUAAAGCAUUGAUUUUUUCCAACAAAUUUUUCGCCAGGCGAUCGGUUAGCGAGAGCCCAGACUGAACACUGAAAAACUUUGCGUUGCGAUGUCAAAACAAAAUGUCAAGUUACCUGCUGCAUAAUGUAGGCCAGGGGUGGGUAUAAAAAUUGGUCGGAGGGCCAAAGUGAAUUUUUGAUUCAACAGAGGGCCACGCCCAAACUUUUAUGUUUCCAGCACUUCCACUUCCAAAAACCUUAUGCACUGCUUUUAAUAUACCUCUUGAUGCUCAGUUUUAAUGUUAAUUUUUACAGAUGAUCUGUUGUAGUCAAAGAUGGUUGGCGGGCCGCACAAAUAGUUUUUAAUUCAUUUUCAGGGGCCGCAAAAGAUCACUGUCGAGCCCCAUUCAUUUGUGAUGCCCACCUGUGAUGUAGAUUACAUUAUGUUUCAUGUAUGAAGUUAUUUACUUUGAACUAGCAAAGAAACAUAAACAAUUACACCAACUUUAUCGUAAAAAAAUCUGUAUUUAAUAACCAUGGCAUAAAAUAGAACAUUUUAAUUCUUUUUCUGUACACCCUACAAUUAUAAUAUAAUGCAACAAAUAUCCUAAAUAAAUAUAAUUCCUAAUUAUUGUAGAAAACAAAUUGGACCCAAAGAGAAACAUUCAAAGUUUUAACUUUAGAAUGUAAACAUUAAAAAAAAAAA